Molecule: messenger RNA, 1482 nt
Organism: Paramecium pentaurelia
Lineage: Eukaryota; Ciliophora; Oligohymenophorea; Peniculida; Parameciidae
Source: the annotation of a GenBank genome assembly
AUGGGUUAAAUUUGUAUGAGAAAUUGUUGUAAUGAAAGAGGUCCAGACGAAGAUUUUUGUAUUAUGUUACCUAAUAUAUUUUCAUCAAAUAGUUAAAUAAAAUCAAUUUAAUAAGAAGAAGGCAGAAAAAUAAUAUUAUUGAUGUAAUCUAAUCUAUAUGAAGAAAUUCAAUCAAAGCUUGAAAAUGAAUAAAAUAACACUUAAGAAAGCUAAUAAAUUGUACUGAAUGUAUAAAACUUAAUUAUUCUAAGAUAUUUCUUUAUUUUAAUUUUAAAGAAGAAGAUGUUAAGAGAUGUUUUAAUCUUCUAAAAACUAAUGAUGAUUACAAAGAGAAUCUAAAAUUGAUUGGAAUCUAUAGAGAGUCUUCUUUAAAAUAUUAUAAGAAAUAAUUGUGUUCAUUAUGCCAUUUAGAAAAUAUGGAAUGUUAUAGUUUAAGAUGUUAACAUAUUUUUUGUAAAGAUUGCUGGAAUUUAAUGAUAGAGAUUUAAUUAUCUAAUUUUAUACCUAUUGUGAAAUGUUUAGAAUAUUAAUGCUUAGAAAGAUUACCUCAUUAAUUCCUUGAAUAGUAUUAAUUGUACAAAGAAAUUUUGGUAAAGAGAAUGUUGGAUAAUGAUAAGAAUUAUACUUGGUGUCCAGGUAUUGUUAUUUUAUUAUUUUAAAGGACUAAAUUGUUAAAAUUUAUAUAAAUAAUAAGGGAUUUAAUAAAAAGUAAAGUGCCAUUGUGGUGAAUAGUUUUGUCCUUAUUGUAAAGUGGAAAGUCAUUAUCCAAUAUCUUGUGAAAUAUUUAAGGAGAUAACAUAAUUUAAAGAAUCAAAUUAAUCUUGGACAACAUUAGAUAUUUCUAUAUGUCCUAAUUGUAACAGGAAUAUACAGAAAAUUGAAGGCUGUUUAUAAAUAUCAUGUGUAUGUGGAAAUAAUUUUUGUAACAAGUGUUAAUAGGCUUGGAAUAAAGAACAUGGAUAAAAUUAUUUUAAUUGUUCAUAUGCAUCUUAUAAUAAAAAUCCAUCUUAAAUAUUAAAUUAAUUGAGACAAAGGGAAUCUACAAUAACCAAGGAAAUAUUUUAAUUAUAAAAUUACUAAUAAUAAUUCAAUUAAAAAUAAUAUGAUUAUUAUACACGUCAAUUUUAAAUGGGUUUGCAUAAUUUAAUAAAAUUUAAGAAAUUUGAGAAAAUGUAUUAAAUUAUUUAAAUAUUUAGUGUUUAAUAUUUUACAUAUUAUUUAAAUGAAAAAUUUAAUGACGAUUAAUUAGAUCAUUAUUGUGAUAAAUAUUCAUUAGAAAUAAAUAAUUAUUAGAGAAUUCUAUUAAAUCAAUUAUAAGGUGUAAUUAUUAAUGACGCAGAAAUGAUAAAUAAUGAAAAGAUUGGUUUUAUUGAUUUUGUAAAUUUGAUUUCUUAAAUGGAUUAGAAUUUGAAAAUCUAAAAACAUUGUUUUAAAAAAUAUAUCAUUGAUAUAUAAUUAGAGAAACAAUAACAAUUAUAAUGA